AUGCGGGCGGCCGGGAGGCUGGCGGCGCUGCUCUUCCAGCUCUCGCUCUUCGUCACCGGCUCCUGGGAAGGUCGUCUCCACCCCAGACAAGAAGCCUUGGUGAAGACCCUGGCCUCCUACGAAGUGGUGAUCCCGGCGCGGGUCAAUGAGUUCGGAGCCGUGUUUCCCCAGAACCGCCACUUCAGCCGGAAGAAACGCAGCUCUGGGACGCCGGAGCCCGCGCCACUCAGGGCCCUCUACCGCAUCAGCGCCUUCGGGCAGCUCUUCCAGCUGAACCUGAGCGCGGACGCCGCCUUCCUGGCGGCCGGCUACACCGAGGUGCACCUGGGGACGCCCGGGCAGCGCGGCGCGGCGCCCAGCGACCUGCGCCACUGCUUCUACCGCGGCCAGGUCAACGCGCGCGAGGACCACACUGCGGUCGUCAGCCUCUGUGGCGGCCUGGUGGGAACAUUUAAAGCGCAUGAUGGUGACUAUUUCUUAGAACCCAUCAUGAAAGCAGAUGGGAGUGACCAUGAAGAUGACCACAACAAACCUCAUCUGAUUUACAGGCAGGAGUUAAAAAGGACUUCUCUUCUACAGUCUCACAGGCCUUGUGCAGUUUCAGACAAUCAAGUAAAGAGAACUGCUUUACCAUUUCAAAACUUCAGUGGUACAAGUGAUCUUAAUAUGAAGAAGGAAAUAACAGUGGAAGAUGAAAGAAGCCAGUUACAUUCCAGGAAGAGACGUUUUUUAUCAUACCCACGAUAUGUGGAGGUCAUGGUGACAGCCGAUGCUAAGAUGCUUCAUCACCAUGGGCAGAACUUGCAGCAUUAUGUCCUCACUCUUAUGUCCAUCGUUGCAGCAAUCUACAGGGACCCAAGUAUUGGAAACCUCAUAAACAUAGUGAUUGUAAAGUUGGUUGUAAUUCACAGUGAGCAGGAAGGACCAGUAAUCAGUUUUAAUGCAGCCACCACAUUACGCAACUUUUGCUUAUGGCAACAGACCCAGAAUAUCAUGGAUGAUGCACACCCUUCCCACCAUGACACUGCUGUUCUCAUCACUAGGGAAGACAUUUGUGGAGCUAGAGAGAAGUGUGACACGUUAGGCUUAGCAGAACUAGGGACCCUGUGUGAUCCUUUACGGAGCUGCUCCAUCAGUGAAGAGAAUGGACUCAGUGCUGCCUUUACCAUAGCUCAUGAACUUGGGCAUGUAUUUAAUAUUCCACAUGAUGACAGUUUUAAAUGUAAAGAAACUGGAACCAAGCAUCAGUAUCAUGUGAUGGCUCCAACUCUGAAUUACCACACGAGUCCUUGGACCUGGUCAAAAUGUAGUCAGAAGUACAUCACUGAAUUUCUAGACACUGGUCAUGGAGAAUGCCUUCUUGACAAACCAAAUGGGAGAAUAUAUGACCUGUUUCCACAGCUUCCUGGCCUGAUGUAUGAUGUGAACAAACAGUGUGAACUUAUGUUUGGUCCUGGGUCUCAAGUGUGUCCCUAUUUGAAACAGUGCAGGCGUCUCUGGUGCACAAGUGCAGAAGGAACCAAUAAGGGCUGUCGCACUCAACACAUGCCCCUGGCAGACGGAACACACUGUGGUCCUGGGAUGCAUUGCCACCAUGGGCUGUGUGUAAACAGAGAAAUGGAGUCUCGUCCUGUGGAUGGUGAAUGGGGACCUUGGGGGCCUUACAGUUCUUGUUCAAGAACCUGUGGUGGUGGAAUCAAAAGCACAACAAGACUCUGUAAUCGUCCUGAGCCAAGAAACGGAGGAAAGUACUGUGUGGGCCGCAGGAUGAAAUUUCGAUCAUGUAAUACUGAUUCAUGUCCAAAAGGCAAGCGAGACUUUCGAGAGAAGCAGUGCUCUGACUUUGAUGGUAAACAUUUCAACAUCAAUGGUCUUCCCCCUAAUGUGAGGUGGCUUCCAAAGUACAGUGGGAUUGCCAUAAAAGAUCGUUGUAAACUCUACUGUCGUGUUGCUGGGACCACUAGCUUCUACCAGUUGAAGGACAGGGUUGCUGAUGGUACUCCUUGUGGGACUGAGACUAAUGACAUCUGUGUUCAAGGCCUUUGUCGGCAAGCAGGCUGUGACCACGUGUUAAACUCCAAGGCCAAGAGAGACAAAUGUGGCGUGUGUGGUGGAGAUGACUCUUCAUGUCAGACAAUGGCAGGUGUCUUCAGUAGUGCCCAUUAUGGUUAUAAUGUCAUUGUAAAGAUUCCAGCAGGAGCAACAAACAUUGAAAUUGUUCAGCAUAGCUAUUCUGGAAAACCAGAAGAUGACAAUUACCUUGCAUUAUCUGACACCCAGGGGAAUUUUCUUUUGAAUGGAAAUUUUGUUGUAAGUAUGUCAAAAAAAGAAAUCAACAUCCAUGGAGCCAUAUUUGAAUACAGUGGAUCAAACAAUGCGAUUGAAAGAAUUAAUAGUACUGACCGGCUGGAAGAAGAACUUGUUUUGCAGGUAUUAUGUGUAGGUAAUUUGUAUAGCCCUGAUGUACGCUAUUCCUUCAACAUCCCUGUGGAAGACAGAAGGGAUCUUUUUACAUGGGAUCCAUAUGGACCAUGGCAAGACUGUACGAAGAUGUGCCAAGGUCUUCAUAGAAGAAAAGUUGUCUGCAUACGUAAGAGUGACCGUAUGGUUGUGUCUGAUCAGAGUUGUGACCACUUGCCACUCCCCUUGUUUGUGACUGAAAGGUGCAAUACAGACUGUGAACUAAGGUGGCACAUCAUUGGAAAAAGUGAAUGUUCCUCCCACUGUGGCCAGGGAUUUAGGUCCUUGGAUGUCCACUGCAUGAAGUAUUCCAUCCAUAAAGGACAGACUGUUCCAGUAGAAGAUUACUACUGUGGUGACCAAAUCAAACCUCCUACCCGAGAGCCGUGCCAUGGCCACUGUGUCUUAGGAAGGUGGCAUUACUCAGAAUGGUCCCAGUGCUCCAGAAGUUGUGGAGGAGGACAGCGGACUCGAGAAUCGUAUUGUAUUGAUAACUUUGGUCAACGUCUUGCAGAAGGGGAAUGUCAGGAGCUUCCUUUGGUGAUUCUGGAGAACUGUAAUGAAUUUUCCUGUCCUGAUUGGGCCACUAGUGAGUGGAGUGAGUGCCUUGUAACAUGUGGCAAAGGAACAAGGCAGCGACAGGUUUGGUGUGAACUACAUGAAGAUCACUUGACUGAUAGCUAUUGUAAUACCAGUACCAAACCAGAGUCCCUGAGACCAUGUGAGCUCCAGAAAUGUGCUUUUUGGCACAUAGGACCAUGGGGUUCUUGCACAGCCAUUUGUGGACAUGGGUAUCAGAUGCGUGCUGUUAAAUGUGUCAGUAAGUUAUUUAGUAUCGUGGUAGAUGACCGAGAAUGCCAUGGAACCAGCCGACCAAGUGACAGGCAGGAUUGUAUAGUUGCACCUUGUCCAGUUUAUCCUGAAGUUGGGGUCACUUCCUUGCCAGCUGUUCCUGUGGGAAAGGAAGCACAGUGGCGACAUGGAUCUUGGACUCCUUGCUCUGUGUCUUGUGGAAGAGGUCAUCAAGCCCGCUAUGUUAGCUGCCGAGAUGCGCUCGAUGGAGUAGCAGAUGAAUCACUGUGUGCUCACUUACCCCGACCUGCAGAAGUGUCAGUCUGCGAGAGACCUUGUGGAGAAUGGCAAGCAGGGGACUGGUCACCUUGUUCAGCUUCAUGUGGCCAUGGGAAAACAACUCGACAGGUUUUGUGCACCAGCUACCACCAGCAAAUUGAUGAGAAUUACUGUGACCCUGAAGUUCGCCCCGUGACUGAACAAGAAUGUAACCUGGUGACUUGCCUGUCCAUGAACAGCCACUUACCUAGUUCUGAGCAGCCUGGCCAUUUUCCCACUAGAAAUGUUCUGUUAACUCACAAACCAGAGGAGACUCUGAAUCACGGGAUCCAUCAUUCAACUGGAGGAAACCAGUGGAGGACAGGACCAUGGGGAGCAUGCUCCAGCAGCUGUGCUACAGGUCUUCAGCACAGGGUUGUGGUUUGCCAGGAUGAAGAUGGACAAAGUGCCAGUUACUGUGACCCAGCCUCUAAGCCCCCAGAAUCAAAGUACUGUGACUCAGGACCAUGCCCACAGUGGAACUAUGGGAACUGGGGAGAAUGUACACAAACAUGUGGUGGAGGAAUAAAAUCAAGAUUUGUAAUAUGUCAAUUUCCCAAUGGCCAAAUGUUGCAAGAACACCACUGUGAAAUCUUACACAAGCCGCCUAGUGUAGCACAGUGUCAUGAGCAUGCCUGUCCUGAUGAUGUGUCCUGGCAUCGGGGACCAUGGAACUUGUGUUCAGCCUCUUGUGGUAGAGGUAUAAAGUAUCGGGAGGUAUUUUGCACUGACCAAUUCCAAGGGAAAUUAGAAGAAAAAUACUGCAGUCAUCUGAGGAAACCUCGAACUCACAAAGCCUGCAGAUCAGCCCGAUGUCCCUCAUGGAAAGCCAAUAGAUGGAAGGAGUGCUCUGUGACCUGUGGCUAUGGGGUUCAGCAAAGAGAUGUGUACUGCAGAAUGAAAGGCACUGGUCGAGUAGCUGAGGAAAUAUGUGAUCCAUCCACACGGCCUUAUUUUCAGAGGCCAUGUUGGCAUCAAGACUGCACGCUGUACCAGUGGAUGGCAGGACGGUGGCUGGAUUGUUCAGCAUCAUGUAAGAAAAAAGAGACAUAUCGGCUAGUGAAAUGUAUUAAUGCACAAAAUGUGCCAGUGAAUGAAAGUUUCUGUGAUCCUUUAUCUAGACCACUUUCAACCAAAAGGUGCAGGAAUCUUUUCUGCAAGUAUGUGGUGGUAACUGGAGACUUAUCACAGUGUGCAAGUAACUGUGGUCUCACAACAAAGGAUUACCAACAAAGGAUUACGUCUUGCAUUGGGGUUCGGUCUACUAAGAAACAUAAACUAAAUCAGCUUUGGCCUAUAGUCUAUCAAGAAUGCCCUGCGCUGCUCUCCUCUCAGGUUCACAAAUGUGAUAUUAGAGGUUGCCUGCAUGUGGCCACUUGGAAUGUUGGAAAAUGGAGCAAGUGUUCAGUGACCUGUGGAACUGGAAUAGCUGAGAGAAGAGUAGAAUGCAGGACUGAAAAUGGUCAACCCAGUGACUUAUGCUUAAAACAUCUAAAACCAGAUACUCAAAAGAAAUGUUAUGCUAAUAACUGUAAAUCGUUUACUACCUGCAAAGAAAUCCAAGUCAAAAACAAUGUUUCCAAGGAUGGUGACUAUUACCUUAACAUCAAGGGAAGAAUAAUAAAGAUACAUUGUUCAGGUAUGCAGCUGAAGAACCCCAGAGAGUAUUUACCACUGGUCAAUAGAGAAGACAACUUUUCUGAAGUAUAUGGCUUUAGACUGAAAAAUCCAUAUGAAUGCCCAUUCAAUGGAAGUAGGAGGCAAGACUGCGAAUGUAAAAAUGAUUACUUAGCUGCUGGAUACACUGUCUUCAACAAAGUAAGAAUUGAUCUCACUUCCAUGCAAGUCAAAACCACAGACCUUCUUUUUUCCCAGACAAUCUUUGGAAGAGCAGUUCCCUUUGCCACAGCUGGAGACUGCUACAGUGCUGCCAGAUGCCCACAGGGACAGUUCAGCAUUAACUUGGCGGGAACUGGGAUGAAGAUAUCCAGCAUGGUAAAGUGGCUCACUCAGGGGAGGUAUGCCUCCGCCAUCAUCCACAGGUCUCACGAUGGAAUUAAAGUGUACGGCAGAUGUGGAGGGUUUUGUGGGAAAUGUGUUCCUCACAUGGCUACUGGUCUCCCAGUUCAAGUAAUCUGA
Molecule: messenger RNA, 5709 nt
Organism: Jaculus jaculus (lesser Egyptian jerboa)
Lineage: Eukaryota; Metazoa; Chordata; Mammalia; Rodentia; Dipodidae
Gene: Adamts20
Product: ADAM metallopeptidase with thrombospondin type 1 motif 20
Exons: 39
Coding region: 1-5709 (1902 amino acids)
Biological process (GO): extracellular matrix organization; proteolysis
Cellular component (GO): extracellular matrix
Molecular function (GO): zinc ion binding; metalloendopeptidase activity
Source: RefSeq, a predicted model, not a curated record